Coregonus clupeaformis (lake whitefish) is the source of this 1395-nucleotide messenger RNA. Its product is annotated as von Willebrand factor C domain-containing protein 2-like. Gene Ontology annotation, biological process: negative regulation of BMP signaling pathway. Gene Ontology annotation, molecular function: protein binding. The record is from RefSeq and is a predicted model, not a curated record. The coding region runs from base 3 to 740 and encodes 245 amino acids. Gene Ontology annotation, cellular component: AMPA glutamate receptor complex. NCBI's taxonomy places the organism in Eukaryota, Metazoa, Chordata, Actinopteri, Salmoniformes, Salmonidae. The transcript has 3 exons.
UGAUGAACAGCCGCGCUCUUUGCCUCUACAUCGCGCUCCUCUACCCGAUUCCCAAAACAUUGACGGAAUACUCAACCAAUACUGACUCCGAGUACGAGUUUGGGGAUUACCGGGGCAAGUGGUGCAUAGACGACCACGGAUUUGUGUAUAGCAUCGGGGAGGUGUACUAUCCCAGUCCAUCUGCUUGUCCGUGCACCUGCACUGAAGACGGACCCGUGUGCAUACGACCAAAGUGUCCUCGCAUUCAUCCUCGAUGUACGCGGAUUAAAUACAAGGCUUGCUGUCCAGUGUGUGAGGCAGUUAGCAAAGUGUGUGUAUAUGGUGGCAAAAUGUACAGAAUACUCGAGGAAUUCAGGUUGUCACGCUGUGAGAGAUGUCGUUGCGAGCCCAACAGGGAGGUGUACUGUUCCAUCUCUGAUUGUCCUGCACCACACUGUGUCAACCCUACAUAUGAGCCCAUCCACUGCUGUCCUGUCUGCUACACUGGGCCCAACUGUUUUGUGGGCGACAGAGUGAUCUCGGCAGGGGAGCGGGUAGAGAUAGACGAGCAGACCGUGUGUUACUGCACCUACCGGGACGGCACCUGGCAGAUGCAACCCCAUGCCACCUGCGAGCAGCGCCCGCUGCCAGACCCCGAUCUCAACCAUGUCCCCAACCCCAGCCCCUCUGAGCCCCCCGGGGAAGACGAGACCAAGCAGAUGGACAGGGACUUCCGCCCCAGGCUGGACUGGAUCCCGUGAGCAGGCAGGAGGGUGGGGGUGAGAGGAUAGUAGUGUGCCAAGGGGAAACGGGGAGAUGAUGGGGCAGGUUGUUUUCCGUGCCCUGCUGAGUGCAGUCUGCAUAGGGCUUAGGGCCAGGGAUGACCUACUAUACCACAUUAUACAACCACAACAACAUUACUAGCUAGUAGUGUUUGUGCAACAUUACAUAAAACUUUGCACACAGGGACCACAAUAUAUGGUGCACAUUCAAGACAAUACACAACUAUAACACAUAGUUUCGUGACAUGAAUUUGUCUCCAUUUUCCUUCACUUGCAGUAGUCUCUGGUUUUGUCGUCAAAGGGCUGGUGUAAGUGGACACUUAGGGUUAGAGAUGGUUGCAACAUUCACCCUUCUAUUAAUCUCAGGUUUACACGUUCAUUUGUGCCCAUUAACUUUGCUCUGUAUGUUUCUCUGACUAGUGUUAAGUUUCUUUAAUCUUAUUGAUAUCCUUCUCAGAAUUGUUCUAAUGCUAAAAUGUAAAUGUACCCUUUCCAGAUGUUCUGUAUGUAAAUGUACUUGUGGUUCUAUGAAGUGUAGCUUUGAAGAGCAUAUUAUCAAAUAAAGACUCAUGGGCGGCGCACAAUUGGCCCAGCGUCGUCCAGGGUAGGGGAGGGAAUGGCCGGCAGGGAUGUA